Impatiens glandulifera is the source of this 2602-nucleotide messenger RNA. Its product is annotated as probable LRR receptor-like serine/threonine-protein kinase At4g37250. The transcript has 2 exons. Bases 144 to 2534 code for a protein of 796 amino acids. The record is from RefSeq and is a predicted model, not a curated record. NCBI's taxonomy places the organism in Eukaryota, Viridiplantae, Streptophyta, Magnoliopsida, Ericales, Balsaminaceae. Gene Ontology annotation, molecular function: ATP binding; protein binding; protein kinase activity. Gene Ontology annotation, biological process: protein phosphorylation.
ACUCCAUCCACUUCUCUUCUUUAAUCAUCCAUCCUUCACCAAAACAACCACAAAUGAAGUUGGUUAGCUUCCCUCUUCUCUUUCCGUAUAUGUAAGGGAUAAUAAUGUGACCAAUUCAAUUCAAGAGACAAGAAGAAAUAAACAUGAUGAUGAUGAUCAUGAAGAUCUUCAACACCAGUCAUGAUUUCCGCCAUUGGAGGAGGACCUUAGUCUUCUUACUUCUACUUCUGGUUCAUUCCUCCGCUCUUAACUCAGAUGGAACCAUCUUACUCUCUUUUAAAUACUCUGUUCUCGACGACCCUCUCUCUGUUCUUGCCGACUGGAACUACGCCGACCUGACGCCAUGCGCCUGGACCGGCGUUACCUGCGCCCAACUCCAUUCGGGUCUUAUCGGAGUGUCCGAAACAUUUCAUGUCAUAAGUUUGUCCCUUCCAAGCUCCCAGCUUUUAGGUUCAAUACCGGAGGAUUUAGGACUUCUACCUAAUCUUCGAACACUCGAUUUGUCAAAUAAUUUUCUCAAUGGUACGCUUCCAGUCACGUUGUUCAACUCAUCUGACCUUCAGGUUCUUUCUUUAGCUAAUAAUAUGAUCUACGGCGAUAUCCCGGAGGUCGCCGGAGAAUCAAUCGGUUUGAAAUUACUCAAUCUGUCAGACAACGCCUUGACUGGGAAAAUUCCUGCAAAGCUUGCGUCUUUACAGAAUCUCAGUGUCCUUUCACUCCGGAGAAAUUACCUCACCGGCAGUAUUCCGGCGGGUUUUGGGUUUGUCGAGGUGUUGGAUCUUUCCUCCAAUCUGUUCAACGGAUCCCUACCUGUUGACUUCGGUGGAGAAAGCCUGAGAUUCUUGAAUCUAUCUAACAACAAGCUAUCCGGAUCCGUAUCUUUGGGUUUUGCAAUGAAGAUUCCGGCGAAUGCUUCUAUGGAUCUCUCGUUCAAUAACCUCACCGGACAAAUCCCAGAAGCUUUAGCGUUUAUGAAUCAAGAAACAGAAUCUUUCGCCGGAAAUGCUGCUCUUUGUGGGAAGCCGUUGAAGAAACUAUGUACAAUUCCAUCAACUCUAACUGUUCCUCCUAAUAUCACUUCAAGUAGUACUAGCUCACCGGCGAUUGCUGCCAUGCCAAGGCCGAUUGAAUCCGGUUCUGAAACAGAUUCCAGCACAACCCAAAACGGAUCGGGUUAUAUUCAGCAGAAUAAGAGUAAACUAAAACCAGGUACAAUAGCUGGAAUUGCAGUCGGAAAUUUAGCUGGAAUUGGAUUAAUCGCUAUGGUAAUCCUUUACGUUUAUCAAUUAAAGAAGAAGAAACGAACAGAGGAAAUCAACAAACUUUCAGUUGAUAAUCAUCAUAUAGCCGUCACCGUCAAAGAAGAUCCUCCAAAAGAUUCGAAAGGGAUAGCGACAUGGUCUUGCCUGAGCAUAACAAACAGAGAAGAUACCUCGGAGACAACCGGCUCCGGCUCCGACAGCGAUGAGAACAACGGGAUUGAUAGUUUUCAAAUCCCCAAUAACGAGAAUAUGAAGAAACAGAGUAGAUCGCUGGUAAUGGUUGAUGGAGGAACAGAGCUUGAUCUUGAAACUUUGUUAAAGGCGUCGGCGUAUAUACUGGGUUCGACUGGUCCAAGUAUAGUUUACAAGGCGGUGCUCGGAGAUGGGACUUCAUAUGCAGUCAGAAGGAUCGGAGAUGGUGAAAUGAUGAAGAUGAAGGAAUUCGAAAGACAGGUCCGGUCAGUUGCUAAGAUGCGCCAUCCAAAUUUGGUUAAAAUUCGUGGGUUUUAUUGGGGUGAAGAUGAGAAACUUGUUAUUAGUGAUUAUGUCUCCAAUGGAAGUCUUGCCACCAUUAACGGUUACAGAAAAAUGGGUUCUUCUCCAAGCCAUCUAUCGUUUCAAAUUCGGCUCAAGAUAGCAAAAGGUAUAGCACGUGGCCUGGCCUACAUCCACGACAAGAAGCACGUGCAUGGAAACGUUAAACCUAGUAACAUUCUAUUAACGCCGGAAAUGGAAGCCGUCAUUUCAGAUUUUGGCCUGGACCGUCUCAUUUCCGGCGCCGGUGGAGGUCAUCGUCGCAGUGGAACAGGCGGCGCCGGAGCCACACGACAUUUUGGAAGCAAGAGAUCCUUGGCUGCCCGUGACGAUGUUUCAAUUUGCGGCGGUAACAACAGUCCGUACCCGGCGGGAUUUGUUGGGUGUACUUCACCUUAUCAUGCGCCGGAAUCGCUUGAGAAUGUUAAGCCGAGUGGAAAGUGGGAUGUUUAUUCGUUUGGGAUUGUGUUAUUGGAGCUUUUGAGUGGAAGGGUGAUAUCGGACCGGGAAUUGGGGCAAUGGACCGGCGGUGGGGUGACGGUGGAGGAAGACGAGGAAAGGGUUUUGAGGAUGGCGGACGUGGGGAUUAGGGCUGACGUGGAGGGGAGGGAAUAUGGUAUCUUGGAAUGUUUUAAGUUGGGUUUUAAGUGUGUUUCCUUGGUACCACAGAAAAGGCCUUCUAUGAGAGAAGCUUUACAUGUUCUUGACAAAUUGCCAUGUUCAUCAUCAAUCAUGUGAAAUUACAGUAACAAAAAGGUGUAUCUUUUGACCGCAUCAAAAAGAGAUCACGAUGUUAUGUUUAGUUA